This is a messenger RNA of Rotaria sp. Silwood1, 894 nucleotides long. Lineage: Eukaryota; Metazoa; Rotifera; Eurotatoria; Philodinida; Philodinidae. The record is from the annotation of a GenBank genome assembly.
AUGCUAUGUACUCCAUGUGUGCAGAAGUCUAUGGAAGAACAUAUCAGAGAAAAAACCGAACCACGUUGUUGUGCUGGUGUUUGUAAUUAUCAGUUGUCAAAAUAUGAUGUUUCAUGUUUACCGUUGAAACCGGAUAUGCUUACAAGUUUGUUAGCACUUGUUAUUACAAAACAACGUCCUCAAUGUCCUCGAUGUCUGUUUUAUAUCGAAUUUCAAACGAUGGAAACAUAUGAACAACAUGUGAAAUUUUGCAAUCCAAAUGAUAUGAUACCAUGCGAGUAUUGCCAUUGCUUAUACGAAAUUUAUCAAUUAGAUGAACACACAGCCUAUUGUCGUAAUAUUCCAGUACACGAACGGCGACAAGCAUUCAUAGAUUUCAUCGCAUCGAAGCUGAAAUAUCCUUUUACACCAGUACAAGUUCGUUAUUACAUCGAACUACAAAGACAGAAACGGCGAACAAUCGAUCCUCAUGAAAUUGUUGAUGCAUUAGCCCUAGUUGAACGUGGCAAUUAUUGGAGAGCUCGGGCGCAAGAAGAUGUUACCUAUCGUGCCCAAUUAGAAGAAUAUGAAAGACAAUUAGGAUCAAAUGUUAAGCGAAACGAAGAAUUGCGUCGUCGUUACGAAGAACUAAUGGCUGAUGAAGCAUUUAAAGCUCAAAAUUGUCGUCUUUGUCCGCAUUGUAAACGAGUUGUGCAACAUAUGGGAGGAUGCAGUAGUAUGGUAUGUGGGCGUAAUUAUCACGGAGGUGAUCAACAGUCAGGAUGUGGCAAAAGUUUCACAUGGGACGAUACUAAACCUUACAUACCAAGCAUCGAUACCGCACCAGACAAAAUUAAAAAUUCUUUACCACGUCCAGAAAAUAAGCACAGAAUCGUUCAUAAAGGCAUUAGGUAG